AUGAUCUUACUCGUCACAACUCCAGUGCCCACAAACUGGACCUGGGCCAUCAGCGUCCCUAUCAGUGUGACCACUGCACUCGACAAUUCUCCACUUCAGCCUAUCUCACUCAGCACAGACGAAUUCACAUCGGCCUUCGGCCGUAUGGUUGUCGCUUUUGUGAACGCCGUUUCACACAACUCAGUCAUGUCCAACAACACGAGCGCAUCCAUACCGGAGAAAAGCCAUACAGGUCAGGAAUUAUGUCUGUCUAGUGCACCUAUUUAUGAUCUGACGGUUGAAUUUUCUCACAACCAUACGAAUAGUCCCUACCCUUUCAUUGUAUUGCAUGUAGUCAUACCUUCCAAAAACGUAUUCUUAUCCCGGAUGGGCUAG
Messenger RNA from Protopolystoma xenopodis, 375 nucleotides. The record is from the annotation of a GenBank genome assembly. NCBI's taxonomy places the organism in Eukaryota, Metazoa, Platyhelminthes, Monogenea, Polystomatidea, Polystomatidae.